AUGGUUUUGUCUGAGCAAUCGGAGUCAAAUACAACCUCAUCAAGUAUAAAUUUACAUCAUUGGAGGCAGCAUCGUCGUGAAAAGCGUUAUUUAAUAUUUGAAGAUUUGGGAGUUUAUAAGCUCAAUAUCGGCGUUGCAUUUCCCAUUGAUUUGGAGGAUAAACGUAAUUGGCGUACCCUAGCGAUGGCGGUUAAUUUUCAAUUUCAAUAUAAUCUACCGCCAAAGCCUAUAUAUUGGUGGGAUAAAUGGGAUACACGAAGUUUGGGCUCGUUAGGGUCUUUUAAAGAAUCGGAAAAGGAAAAUUAUCAAACAGAUGAGCCACAGUUGUUUCUUUAUCAAUGGUUUGAAAAUCAAAUGAAUCGACGGGAGACAAAUGGUCGGGAAUGUCUGCUAAAGGCCAUAUGUGAAAAUGCACAAAUCGACGUACAUCAGGGGCUGUAUGCGGAGAUAUUGUAUCGGUUUUUGAGGAAUUUGUUCAAAGAAGAUAAUCGUGAAAAUUCCGGUCAAAUGAAUUUUGAGCCUCAUCGAAACAUGGAUUCAGAUUAUGUUGAUGCCUGGCAUAUGGGUCUUAAAGGCAUUGAUUGUCAGUCAAAUUAUCCAAAAGCUAUUAAUUGUCUCCUGGAUAAAUAUACCCAUGUACGGGAAGAGUUUAUGGGCUAUACUAGAGUUAAAACGCAGGGAAAAAGCAGUGAAGAAGAGAAUAAAUAG
Molecule: messenger RNA, 708 nt
Organism: Musca vetustissima
Lineage: Eukaryota; Metazoa; Arthropoda; Insecta; Diptera; Muscidae
Exons: 4
Coding region: 1-708 (235 amino acids)
Source: RefSeq, a predicted model, not a curated record